Trichoderma citrinoviride is the source of this 1014-nucleotide messenger RNA. RefSeq names its product Aldo/keto reductase. Gene Ontology annotation, cellular component: cytoplasm. Bases 1 to 1014 code for a protein of 337 amino acids. Lineage: Eukaryota; Fungi; Ascomycota; Sordariomycetes; Hypocreales; Hypocreaceae. The transcript has 2 exons. The record is from RefSeq and is a predicted model, not a curated record.
AUGUCUCUUCCAACUCGCCGCCUCGGAACGGAUGGCCCUCUUGUCACAGCCAUUGGCUUUGGCGCAAUGGGCAUCAGCGCCUUCUACGGAUCCACAGAGCCCGACGAGCAACGUCUCAAGGUCCUUGACCAUCUCUACGAAACUGGGGAGAGAUUCUGGGACACUGCGAAUGUCUACGGAGACUCUGAGGAGCUCAUUGGCAAAUGGUUCGAGCGCAACCCCGAGAAGCGCAAGGACAUUGUGCUGGCAACCAAGUUUGGAAACCGGGGCACCGAUACUCCCAACAAUGAUCCCGAGUAUGCUAGGCAGUGCGCCGAAGAAAGUUUGAGGCGCCUGAAGACGGAUUAUAUCGAUCUGUACUACGUGCACCGGGUCGACUCUAAUACCCCUAUUGAAAAGACUGUUAGGGGCAUGGUUGAGCUUAAAAAGAAAGGCUGGAUUCGGCAUCUGGGCCUCUCGGAGGUCUCAGCUGAUACUCUCAGACGAGCCCAUGCUGUGCAUCGCAUCGCUGCCGUCCAGAUGGAGUACAGCCCCUUUGCCCUCGAAAUUGAAUUGCCAGAGACAAACUUGCUUAACACUUGCAAAGAGCUCGGCGUCGCUGUCGUUGCCUACUCUCCUCUCGGCCGCGGCAUGCUUACCGGACAAAUCAAGGGGCCCGAAGACUUCGAGGAGGGCGACUUUCGAAAGAACAUUCCUCGCUUCUCUGCUGAAAACUUCCCGAAGAACUUGCAGCUCGUUGCCGAUUUGCAGGCGAUUGCGGCUCGGCAUAAUGCUACCAGUUCGCAGUUGGUUCUUGCGUGGCUCCUGAAGCAGUGGGACAUGGUUAUUCCAAUUCCCGGCACCAAGAAGAUCAAGUACUACGAUGAGAACAUGGGGGCACUGCGGCUUGAGAUCAGCGACGAGGAGAAUGCCGAGAUCAGGAAGGCUAUUGAAAAGGCGACGAUUAUUGGAGACAGGUAUCCUCCAGGGUGGUCUGCAGGUCUUUUUGUAACCACCGUUCCAUUGAAGGAGUAG